AUGUUUUUUAAAAAGAAGAAAGAUUCAAAAGAUGAUAUUCCCACUUCACCAUCACCAAACACUUUAGCACCACCAAGUGGAGGCUUUAGAAUUGGAUCAGUUUCAAGUGGUGCUUCAACUGAACAAUUAGAUCAAAUUGCUCAAAACAAACAAAAAAUUCCAUCAUUAUUCAGAUUAUUAGCAGAACAUAAAUUAUCUGAAAAAGAAAUAUGGGAAGGUGAUCAUAUGUUAUUCUCAAUUUUAUAUCAAUUUAAAAGUCAAUUAAAUAAGACUGAAUCACCACCAAAUGUUAUUACAUUCCAUUUACCAGGUAUUCCAGAAUUUGGUGAUAUUAAAAAGAAAUCAUAUAAAAUAAAUAAGAAAUUUACAAUUCAACAAACCAUUGGUCUCAUUUGUAAGAAACAAAUGAUUCCAGAUCCAAAGAGAUUUUGGAUUGGUUCAAUACAAGGUUUCAUUAUGAAUGAUCAUGAAACUUUAGCAUCAUAUGGUCUUAGUUCACUCUUUGAAUCUUGGGAAUUAAGAUUAAUUUUAAAGGAAGAUAUUUUAUCAAAAUCACCAUAUAGAUAUCAACCAAUUGAAUCAAUUGGUACAGAAUUUAUAGUUGUAUUUGAAUUACCACCAUUAGAACAAUUUAAUGGAUUAAAGAAACAAAGUGUUAAGGUUGAUUCAAAUCAAACUAUUAAACAAAGUAUUGUAAACAUUUGUAAAAAAUAUAGAGUUGAAGAACCAGAUAGAUUUUCAGCAAUGACGAUUGAUGAUAAUCCAUUGGUUGAGUUUGUUUUAUUUGGAGGUGCAUGUUUCAAACAUUAUGGUUUAGGAUUUAAAUUUAAGAAAUGGGAUUUAAAGAUUGUAUUCAAUGAUUUAAUACCACCAUACGUUCAUCGUCACACUGUUAUACCAAUGCAUGGUUGGACUCAGGUUUCACCAGGUCAAUUAGAUCCAAUGACAGCACGUACUAUUAUCAAUGAUUUAGAGGAGAAAUGUCAAGGAUAUCAAGCACACAUUCAAAAAUUAAAUAAUGAUAUCGAUGGUGGUAAUCAAGUUUCAGCAAGUCAUGUAGCAGAGAUUGAACGUUUACGUGAGGAAAUUAAACGUUUGAAUCAAGUGAUCGACGAAGAACGUGAAUCAACAAGUCAACAAAAUGAACAAUAUGAAGGUCGUUUAUCAUCAUGUAACCAAGAGAUUGAAUCACAAUCGGUUCAACUUAAAUCACUCAGAGGUAAAGUCGAUGAAGUUUGUCAUUUACUCUCAAGUCUUAAGGCACAACAUGAAGAGUUACAAUCAAAUUACAACGUUUGCAAAGCAGAGAAAGAACAACUCGAACAACAAUUGGAAGAGUCAACCAAUGACGUUCAAGAAUUUAAACUUAAACUUUCAACAGCUAAAAGUGCAGCAGUUGAAUCUGAACAAAAUUUCACCGCAAUGAUUGCUCAAUUGGAAAAGGAGAAAGCAAUCAUCAAAGAGGAGGUAUUGAGAGCCACAAGCGAGAAAGAAGACACUGAAGAGAAUGUUAAAUCACUUCAAGCAUCACAAGCCGUAUUGGUCACUCAAUUACAAGACGACAUUUCAAGUCUCACUCGUGAUAAGGAACUCUUGGCACUCUCAAUGCAAAAAGCCACCCUCGAACGUAAAGAAGCCGUUGUACUCCAAGAGAAAGCUGAAAAGAAAAUGGUGGAAAUGCAAUCAGAAAAGAAACGUGUCGAAAGACAAUUUGGUGAUCUCGAGAGAGAAAGAGAUGUACUCCGUCAACAAGUUCAAAUCAAAGUUGAUGAAAUUCAAGACGUCCAAAAGGAUUUGGAAUGGUCACGUGAAACCGUCGCCGACCUCGAACGUCGUUUAGUCAAUCUCAAUGGUGAAUGUCAAAUGUUUAAAGAUAUCAAAAAUAAAGAGGUUGAAAAGAAUAAGAAAUCCACAAGUGAAGAAUCCAAAUCAAAGAAUGAACUCGAACAAGAGAAACAAAAAACACUCACAAUUCAAACUCAACUCAACAAGAAAAUCAAUGACCUCCUCUCCAAACAAAAAACUCAAGAAGCCGCCUUCAAAAAUGCUGAACAACUCUUUAAGAAGAGAGAAUUGGAAUUGGCAAGUGAAAUGCAAGAAUUUGCAGAGAAAUAUGAACAACUCAAACAAUCCAUUUCAAAUGGUUCCAUCAAAGAUGGUUCUACCGUUCCAUCAUUACAAGUUCCAACUUCAUUGGCUAACAUUGUUGGUAAUCAUAGACAAGCAACAACUGUUGGUGAUUCAAUGGUUUCAUCUCCUUUAAAUUUAAAUGAAAAUAAACCAACUGUUCCUUCUUCUUCCUCCUCCUCUUCACCUGAUACUGAUUGUCAACCAAAAGAACUCUCAUUCAUUGCUGAUGGACUUUAUAAAUCACUUCAAAAUCGUUUCCAAACUACAAAUAAAGAAGGUGUUGAAGAAUUAGAACUAUCUUCUGAUUCCUCAGAUAAUGAAAAUUAA
Molecule: messenger RNA, 2457 nt
Organism: Dictyostelium discoideum AX4
Lineage: Eukaryota; Evosea; Eumycetozoa; Dictyosteliales; Dictyosteliaceae
Exons: 4
Coding region: 1-2457 (818 amino acids)
Source: RefSeq, a predicted model, not a curated record